CCCAAACAUUUGACCCAAAACAAUCGACACCUAUAAACCAACCAACCCUCACAUCACAAAAUCUAGGGUUUAUCAUUUCUUCAUCAGCGCCGGCGAUCGGAAACAAUUUGAUCAACCAAAAAUGGUGAAGGGCCGUCAAGGAGAACGCGUCAGACUCUACACCAGAGGAACAAUUCUCGGCUACAAAAGGUCAAAGUCAAACCAGUAUCCAAACACAUCCUUGAUUCAAGUUGAAGGAGUGAACACGAAGGAGGAGGUUACAUGGUACCAAGGGAAGCGUAUGGCGUACAUCUACAAAGCCAAAGUGAAGAAGAACGGAUCACAUUAUCGCUGCAUUUGGGGGAAAGUUACCAGGCCGCAUGGUAACACCGGUGUUGUGCGGGCCAAGUUCAAGUCUAACCUUCCACCCAAAUCUAUGGGGUCUAGGGUUAGAGUGUUCAUGUACCCAAGCAACAUUUAAGGUUUUUUGAAGAACAUGGAGAUUGUUGCUGCUGGUGAUUCUAUUGUUUUUGUAGUAGUUGUGUUGACCAUUUGUUAUGGAACAUUUUUCUUUUUUACAUGGAACAUCACUAAAUCUUUGAAUUAUCUUGUACUUUUUUUUUAAAAUUCAAGAUCACUUUUAUUAUUAUUAUUA
This is a messenger RNA of Helianthus annuus (common sunflower), 634 nucleotides long. RefSeq names its product 60S ribosomal protein L35a-1. Lineage: Eukaryota; Viridiplantae; Streptophyta; Magnoliopsida; Asterales; Asteraceae. The transcript has 5 exons. The coding region runs from base 122 to 460 and encodes 112 amino acids. Gene Ontology annotation, molecular function: structural constituent of ribosome. Gene Ontology annotation, biological process: ribosomal large subunit biogenesis; cytoplasmic translation. The record is from RefSeq and is a predicted model, not a curated record. Gene Ontology annotation, cellular component: ribosome; cytosolic large ribosomal subunit.